AUGAAGCUAUCAGAGAUGAGACGUUUUCAUUGUUCUCCAGAUAUUAUUACAUAUAACGGUCUGAUUGAUAGUUUCUUCAAAGUAGGAAGAGUAAAUGAAGCUCUAGCAUUAGUAUGCAAAAUGAUACAAAAUGGUUAUUUCCCUGACACCUACACUUGUAGAAGCUUGAUAGAUGCCUUUUUCAAGGCUGGAAAAAUAGAGGAGGCGUAUAAUGUAUUUCUACAGAUGAUAGAGUUUGGUCCUUUCCCCAAUCAAGUGGCAUUCAAUGCAGUUAUUAAUGGGCUAUGCAAAGAUGGGCAGAUGGGCAAGGUGUGGGAUUGUUUUCAAAUCAUGUCGAGAAAGGGUUUAUCACCAGAUGUUUUUACGUACAAUUGUGUGAUUGCUGCAUUCUCUAGAACAGGGCACAUGGGCAUGGCAUUUCAAAUGUUAGAAAAAAUGACAAGAAAGGGUUUACAACCAGAUGUUUUUACAUACAACUCUGUGAUUGCUGCAUUCUGUAGAACAGGACACAUGGGCAUGGCAUUUCAAAUGUUAGAAAAAAUGACAAGAAAGGGUUUGGAACCUGAUAAAGUAACUUGCAACACGAUCAUCUAUGGUUUGUGUAAAGUAGGUGAUCUUGCUAGUGCUCAUAUCCUAAUGAAUAAGAUACUUGAUGAAGGCAAGGUCCCUGAUGUAAUAGCUUACAACUCUCUGAUUAAUGGUCAUUGUAAAAUUGGCCAAAUAGGUGAGGCUUUGAAGCUUUUUAAAAACAUGGAAAUGGUUGGCAUUAUUCCAAAUGUUGUAACAUUAUGCAAAGAAGACAAACAUGAUGCUGCUUUAUCAUUGUUAGAUGAAAUGAGAGCAAAAGGUUUGGUUCCGAAUGAGGUCAGAUACUGCACAUUAUUUCGGGGUGCUCGCAAAAGAUGUGAAUUCUCGCAAAAGAUGGUCUUGGCCAAAUAUAGAAUUGAAUGGCUGGAUAACAGACUAUCAUAUUUCUAUGAGUAUGGUACUUAUGCCAAAGUUGCAAAGAUGGUCUUAGGAAUGACGGCGACCUCCGUAGAAUUUACCCUCUCCUCGCUGAAAUGGAAGAUACGGGCAUCCAUUCAAAAUGUCAUCACUUACAGCAUUCUCAUAAAGUCUUUGUGUAUAUGGGGUAAACUUGAGGAAGCACACGAGCUCUUGCACGAAAUGAGGAAUAACCAUUGUUUUCCUAAUAUUGUUACCUACAGCACCUUAAUUGACGCUCUCUGCAAGAAAGGUAGGGUAGAUGAAGCUUUAGUAUUGGUGGCUCACGUGAUACAAGAUGGCCUUUGUCCAAAUACUUUUUUUAUACAAUACCCUAAUCAAUGGUCUCUGCAAGAUGCUUUUUUCAAAGCUGGAAAAACAGAGGAGGCGUAUAAUGUGUUUCUACAAAUGAUGGAGUUUGGUCCUUUUCCCAAUCAAGUGGUAUUCAAUGCAGUUAUUAAUGGGUUAUGCAAAGAUGGACAGAUGGACAAGGCAUGGGAUUGUUUUCAAAUCAUGUCAAGAAAGGGUUUACACCCAGAUGUUUUUACAUACACCUCUGUGAUUGCUGCAUUCUGUAGAACAGGACACAUGGGCAUGGCAUUUCAAAUGUUGAAAAAAAUGACAAGAAAGUUUUUGGAACCUGAUAAAGUGACAUGCAACACAAUCAUUGAUGGUUUGUGUAAAGCAGGUGAUCUUGCUAGCGCUCAUAUCUUAAUGAAUAAGAUACUUGAUGAAGGCAAGGUCCCUGAUGUAAUGGCUUACAACUCUCUGAUUAAUGGUCAUUGUAAAAUUGGUCAAAUGGGUGAGGCUUUAAAGCUUUUUAAAAGCAUGGAAAUGGUUGGCAUUAUUCCAAAUGUUGUGACCUAUAACACGCUAAUUGCCACGUUAUGCAAAGAAGACGAACUUGAUGCUGCUUUAUCAAUGUUAGAUCAAAUGAGAGCAAAAGGUUUGGUUCAAAUGAGGUCACAUACAACACAUUAUUUUCAGGUGCUUGCAAAAGAUGUGACUUGGAAAAAAAACCUUUUUUUAAUAGAUCAAAUGCAGAAGCAAGGCUGUGAUCCAAGUGAUAAGACCGUUGAGAUAGUCUGCUGGCUGAUUGAUGUUGGUCAAAUAGAAAAAUUAAAAGACUUUGCAAAUGGCAAAGCUUCUAUUAUUUCUGUAUUUCAUUGUUGGGUUUGGUGUUUGUCUCCAGAAUGUUUUGUUUCAUAUAAUGUGAUUCUCCAUAAUGUUCUGCUUGCGCCCGUGUACCUCCUGUCCUCGCCGCCGCCCGAGCUCAUCCCUCGGCUUCCGAUCCCGCAGGUCUCCGCAGCCUCGUCCUCCGUCCACGCCGCGCUGUCUGAGCGGCGCCUUCUGCUACCACUCCUCCGUCUUCCUCCCACCGCAGCUGCGUCCUCCCUGCCGCGUCUCCUCCGGCGUCCUCGCUCUGAGCGCCCAGCAGCAUCCUCCCCGCCGGCGGCUCCCGCGCCCGCAGCUCCGCUAGCGCCCGCGGCUCCCUCAGCUCCCGGGCUCCGCCGCGUCACCGGCGCCGCUCGUCCGCAACCGCUCCCGGCCCGGCCAGCUCACCCGCCACGCAGCAACCAGUCCGAAGACCGGUGGACCACGCCCGCCACGUGGCAGGCGGCCACUGGCCCGUGGAUAACACAUCCGUACAGCCACGUCGAUUUUCGUACGCAGAGUCAGAAAACCGUACGCCCAGUCAUCGCCUGCCACAUCAUCUUCCGUACAGUACGGACUGUACAGUCAGCUGUCCACGCAGUCUGUCCGUACGUGAAGGCAGGCAAUCUUGCUAGCGCACAUCUCCUAAUGAAUAAGAUAUUUGAUGAAGGCAAGGUUCCUGAUGUAAUGGCUUACAGCUCUCUGAUUAAUGGUCACUGUAAAAUUGGCCAAAUGGAUGAGGCUUUAAAGCUUUUUAAAAGCAUGGAAAUGGUUGGCAUUAUUCCAAAUGUUGUUACCUAUACCACGCUAAUUGCCACGUUAUGCAAAGAAGACAAACUUGAUGCUGCUUUAUCAAUGUUAGAUGAAAUGAGAGCAAAAGGUUUGGUUCCAAAUGAGGUCACAUACAGCACAUUAUUUCGGGGUGCUCGCAAGAGAUGUGACUGGGAAAAAACCUUUUUUGUAAUGGAUCAAAUGCAAAAGCAAGGCUGUGCUCCAAGUGAUAAGACUGUUAAGAUACUCUUCUGCUGGCUGAUUGAUGUUGGUCAAAUAGAAAAAUUAAAAGACUGUUUCUAAGCGAUCAUAGUUCUGAUACCUUGAGAGUGACAGGUUGUUGAAGUCAUUCCUGUAUAUUUCUUUUCUAACUGUAUGAAGUUGCGUUCUCAAUUUGAGGAUCUUUCUACAAUAGAUAUGCUAUAACUUAUUUUC
Cryptomeria japonica (Japanese cedar) is the source of this 3345-nucleotide messenger RNA. RefSeq names its product pentatricopeptide repeat-containing protein At1g63080, mitochondrial-like. The record is from RefSeq and is a predicted model, not a curated record. NCBI's taxonomy places the organism in Eukaryota, Viridiplantae, Streptophyta, Pinopsida, Cupressales, Cupressaceae. The transcript has 8 exons. Gene Ontology annotation, molecular function: protein binding. Bases 1 to 3213 code for a protein of 1070 amino acids.